Arabidopsis thaliana (thale cress) is the source of this 162-nucleotide messenger RNA. RefSeq lists its product as uncharacterized. The transcript has a single exon. The record is from RefSeq and is marked reviewed. Bases 1 to 162 code for a protein of 53 amino acids. NCBI's taxonomy places the organism in Eukaryota, Viridiplantae, Streptophyta, Magnoliopsida, Brassicales, Brassicaceae.
AUGGACCGUAGUUGGUUUGAUUUGAAUGGUUAUGGAACUAACCAAGAUGCUUAUCACGUGAUAAAUGACGGUUUGUCGAUUGAAGAUUUUGAAGGGCGUGAUUUAGCUGGUUUUCUGGCGAAGUUGAUGAUGGGAAUUUGGGAGACAUUGAGGCUUUUUUAA